AUGGGUCGCGUCAUCCGCAAUCAGAGAAAGGGUCGUGGAUCCAUCUUCACGGCCCAUACCCGUCUCAACAAGGCACCAGCUCAGUUCAGAACCCUCGACUAUGCCGAGCGACACGGAUAUAUUCGCGGAGUGGUGAAGAAGAUCAUUCACGACCCUGGCCGAGGUGCUCCUCUCGCCCAAGUUUCUUUCCGUCACCCAUACAAGUUCAAGGAUAUCACCGAGACGUUCAUUGCCAACGAGGGCAUGUACACUGGCCAGUUUAUCUACGCCGGAAAGAACGCCACCUUGACUGUCGGAAACAUCCUUCCUUUGGGCUCUGUUCCCGAAGGUACCGUUGUCACCAACGUUGAAGAGAAGGUUGGAGACAGAGGCGCGCUCGGCCGAACGUCUGGAAACUAUGUCACGGUCAUUGGCCACAAUCCUGAGGAGGGCAAGACCCGUAUCAAGCUCCCCUCUGGUGCUAAGAAGGUCGUGAAGAGCCGUUCCCGAGGAAUGGUUGGUAUCGUUGCCGGUGGUGGACGUACAGACAAGCCAUUGUUGAAGGCUUCCCGUGCUAAGCACAAGUAUGCUGUUAAGCGCAACUCAUGGCCCAAGACUCGUGGUGUUGCCAUGAACCCUGUCGACCAUCCUCACGGUGGUGGUAACCAUCAACAUAUUGGUAAAGCUUCCACAAUCUCCAGAUACGCCGCACAAGGUCAAAAAGCCGGUCUCAUCGCUGCCCGGAGAACUGGUUUGCUUCGCGGUACCCAAAAGACAAAGGAGUAA
Uncinocarpus reesii 1704 is the source of this 765-nucleotide messenger RNA. RefSeq names its product 60S ribosomal protein L2. Gene Ontology annotation, molecular function: RNA binding; structural constituent of ribosome. The coding region runs from base 1 to 765 and encodes 254 amino acids. Lineage: Eukaryota; Fungi; Ascomycota; Eurotiomycetes; Onygenales; Onygenaceae. The transcript has 4 exons. Gene Ontology annotation, cellular component: cytosolic large ribosomal subunit; ribosome. Gene Ontology annotation, biological process: cytoplasmic translation. The record is from RefSeq and is a predicted model, not a curated record.